UAGGCAGUAUAACUUUUUACUGGGAUAGGUAAUUGUCUGGGGGUAAGGGCUGCAUUUUAAUAAGGUGACGUCGCGUGCAGUCUGGGUGCAGGGUGCAAGCGGGGGGCGGGUGUGCGUCGGCGGCGGGCGCGGGGCGAGGAGUGCACCUGGGCGGCGGCCCACGUGCCCGGGCCGGGCUCGCUCGCUCGCUGCUCAGUCGCCAGCGAGCCUUUCUCGAGCGAACAGCGCGCGCCGCCUCCACCCCCGCGCAGCGACAGGUGGCGCCGACGCCCGACGCCCGCAGGCCGCCGGCAACCCCCGCUGACUUCACCCCCCACCCCAACACCAUGAAACUUUAAUGAAACAUUUGCUAAACAAAUCACGGUGUGGUACUUCGGCGGACAUAGAUUGCAGUUUACUAGUGCUGAUUGUUUUCCCAAUCAAGGACCCUUUGAAAAUGGGCUGUUAAAGAAAACGCCGGUACUGAAAACGAUACUGCAGGGGCAAGAAGUCGCGGCGUGCGCGUGCCAUGGUCGCGCGGACGCGAUGACGCGCACUGCCCGCGGCAUGCCCCGCUGACAUGGCAUUCAGCCGCUUCGCGCUACUGACGUUGGCUACUCUUGCAGCUAUCGGGUGUUGUGUGUGCGCGCCGCAGGGCAGCGCGCAAGGCGGUGUGCAAGGCGGCGCGCAGGUACCGCCGGGCGUGCCGCACUCCACCGCGCCGCCCGGCCACGGCGGCGUCCGCAGAUUCAGUCAGUAUUCCAGAGGGCGAGGAUAUCGCGAUUGGCGCACUCGUGGAGAUCCAACGCUCAUCAACUCACUCUGGCGCAGUCGGCAACCACUCGGUAUCCGGAAACAACUAGGGAACGCGGAAGUGUACAUAGUGCUGGCCCUGCUGAUCGGGUUUGUGACAGUAGUGGUGGGGUGCUGGCUGUCGGACAACUGCUGGUCGCCGGAGCCGGAGGACAUCCUGGCGGGCGGCUGACCCGUGGCGGCGGGCGCGUGCACGCACGUGUAGCGCCCGCCGUCGGCCGCGGGCGACCGCGACAGCCCGUCGGGCGCGGGCUCGCUGUCGCCCGUGCUGCCGCCGCCGCCCGCGCGGGCGCCCGCCUUGCUCCACGCCGCGCGCCACUUCUGCCGCGGCGCCUGCCUCCGACUCCCCUGCGACAGAAGGACCGAACCACCGGUUUUUUGACCCGAACCGUUGCGGCCCUCUUGCCGCAUACAUGAAAAAACUAACGGUAAUCUCAUCUCGACUAUAGCUAAUGGCGGAGUGUGCGAUAACGAAUAAGUGAUUAGAAAAGACUAAUUGUUGUAAUAGACUUUUGUAAGCGCGUUGUAGGUAGGUACGAUAAUAAACCAGACGUGGAAAGUCUUUUCUGAACUUUAAACGGCGACAAGGUGUCAUUUUAAUGAACUGCAAGAGCUUGGGGUAAGAGAUUUAUUUAAUUAUUAAUACAAGUAUGAAUGUACAUCAAUGUAAAGUAUCUUAUUGUAAUAAUACGAGACGAUUUUCCUAUGCGCAGGUGAGCGCUCGGAAUUAUGUAGCGAAGUAGAAGCUCACUGUAUUAUCAGAUGUUUCCCAGUAGGCAACGCUUCUAGCGGUCCCUCUAAUUUCCUGGACUUCACCUGACGCAACACUCAACUCACGUGGUGCGACUGCGUCUCCCUUUGUAAUACUUUACUGUUGUUUCUAAAAGUAUGUGCCUUGAAACGCUUUUCUCGACUUGACUUGUAGAUUAGAACGAGUUUUGAACCAUUUAGAAGAAAUUUCUUCUCUCUGUCUGUUAGGACAAGUAAUCCCAUAAGUGCAUACACAUCAUGACCGUGCCUUUACCGUUCUAUAGACUUUGAGAGGGACGUAAUUAACAAUAGGAUUUUAAAUUACGCUUUCCUCCAUUUGAGGUAACCUACCGAUGAUUGUUUUGGAGUCUGUAGUAUCCGGCUUGGUUUGUUGAGUUUUUAAUGCGCGGUGCUUCGUUAGCCGCUCGAGGACAAGAGUUAGGACCAAAGUCUUUUGCUACUUGUGCGUCAAUUGGAUACAGUUCUUAACUCUUCACAAUAGGAUAAGAAACAACAAUGAGAGACAACGACGUGUACAUCUAAAUGUAGAAUUUGGAUACGUUUUAUUGGCAUUUUUACCUUAGUACCUAAAGGUUUUUGUAAAACCAUUCAUAAUGGUUACCUGCAAGUAAAUUGCUUGUUUAAAAUAAUAUUUUUUAGCUUUCUGGAUCCAUCCAAAUUAAAAUAAUGAUUGUUACAAAAUUAGCUUUGGGAUAGCGCCUGCCAGUUAAAUAGCUUAACGAAUUAAUUAAAUACAUAUUCAUAAUAGAAGAAUACUAAGUACCUGUAAGCAUUUGUAUUUGUGCUUAGGAAUUCGUUUAAAACAGAUGGUUCAAAUAAAAAAUAUUCCUACCUACUUUGUACUAACUUUUUUAAAACUACUUAUAUUUUAAACGUGCGGAAUGGGAACAAAUUCACAUCAAAUUCAAUUAAAUCCUUCAAUCGUAAUCCAUUCUGUGAACACUACCAGAAAAAUGUUAAUUCACAAUUGAAUAAAAAAAAUGCAAUUAAAUUUAUUCACUGUAUAAAUACUUACUUACUACAAAUUUAUAUUUUGAAACACGUGAAUUCCCUAUCGCUAAUAUUGCUACGUAUGAAGGUCUGACCUGAUGACAUAUACAACAAAGAUGAGCUCCUAAGAGGUUGUACAGUCACCUGCAAUAAUAUGUUACACAACGAAGCAAAAAUAUCUUAUUUGUAGAAUCAUAAGAGCGUGUCACAUAUUUUUGCCGCCUUCGAAGAGUAACAUAUUAUUGCAGGUGACUGUACGUAAAGAGCUAUAAGUUAUAUCUAAGCCGAAAAACGCUUCCGAAAGCAAGCCUAUAAUACCUAUAUCCUAUAGGUAUUUAAUAAUAUUUAUGCUUAAAAUCAGCGAAUGAAACUUAUUUACUUCUGUAUGAAUUUAUUGUUAUAUAUUUGUGUAUUUUUAGUUUAUUGAUGUUUCUGUGUAUCUGAAUUUUAAAAAUCGUACCGUUAUUCACAUUCCUAUAUUUGUUUAAUAAAUUGAACGUAGAAUAUUAUUGUCACUUACACUUGUCUUAACAUUUAUUUAAAAAAAGCGUUAGCUAAUUUAAGUUUUAUGACGAAAGGGGUAAGCUUAAUAAUAUUUUAAGUACUUAUCUAUUUUAUGCAAGUCACAUAACAAGGAUUUUUAAAAUUCGAGGACAGAAGCAACAAAAAAUCCAGGCAUAGUCGAAUUUUGAGACAACCGACCGACCCCAGUAUUUUAAGACCUUAUUUGUCGUUGCAUAUAAACUUUAUCUAUAUACAACGCCAGAACAACUUAUUAUUAAAAAAACAGAAUAAGGCCGUUUUCGACAAAAAUAUCACAGGGUUCUAAUGUUCACGAGAAUGCUGUUAUCAGUAUUCUUAUAAUAACAUUAGAACACUGUCUAUGUUUUCCUAAAACAUAUAUUGUUUCAAUAAUGCUAUCAGUUAUUUAUUUGAAUAAUUUUAGUUCAUCGGGUACUUAGAAAUGUUCCAUUGAGAAGAUUCCCCCAUUCCGAUACCCACAAGAAUAAUAUCGUCUUAUAAGGUACUCAAGUCGUAAUAUGUGAAUAUAGGCAGGUACAUAUGUAUAGCACAUUUAUCUGAAAAGUUAUCAUUUAGAAAAAUCAUUGUACUUUGUGCCAAACCUAUAGGUAAUAGUAAUUAUUAGAAUCCGGACAAAAUCAAUUUUCAACAUUUUCAUGCAUAGACUAUGGCUAAAAUGAAUAGAAUGCUGUUUAUAAUAACACGAAUCCAUCAAAAUUGUAUAAAACGAAAUUAAACACCUAGAUUUUACUCGUAUAGACAUAAGAAACCCGACUGAAUAGUCAACAUUCAUAAGAGUUAGACGAUUGUAGAUAAGCAUUUUAUUUCAGUGGAUAAAGUAAAUGAGUGUACAGAAUUAGGCAGAACACUACUUGUGCUAUUUGAUAAAAUCAUAAGUUCGUCUUUGUUAAUCGAUCUUAACAAUAAAUGUAUUGUGUCUUUU
This is a messenger RNA of Cydia fagiglandana, 4018 nucleotides long. RefSeq lists its product as uncharacterized. The coding region runs from base 560 to 964 and encodes 134 amino acids. The transcript has 5 exons. The record is from RefSeq and is a predicted model, not a curated record. NCBI's taxonomy places the organism in Eukaryota, Metazoa, Arthropoda, Insecta, Lepidoptera, Tortricidae.